Molecule: messenger RNA, 3237 nt
Organism: Penicillium olsonii
Lineage: Eukaryota; Fungi; Ascomycota; Eurotiomycetes; Eurotiales; Aspergillaceae
Source: the annotation of a GenBank genome assembly
AUGGCACGCAAACUAAGCCACCAAAGGGUCACUUAUGGUAAGUCGCUUGAGGUUCGCCGCGGGAAAAUACUAACCCUGGCAGUCCUUCCCUUGCCUGAUGCCCCCGGUGGGCACCGGCUAGGGGUCAAUGGUCUCACUGUUGACCACCAGAACUCCAUUCUAUACUCCGCGGGCCGCGACGGCGUCAUCUGUGCCUGGGACCUGGACUUUCCUCUCGCUCCUUCGUUCGCCCCGUCAAACGGAACGUCCACGGGGGCUAAGCCUAACCCUACCGGCUUCAAAACACAGGUUCAAGCCCACAGCCAUUGGAUCAACGAUAUUGUCUUGGCACAGGACAACUCCGCGCUCGUCUCCGCCUCGUCCGACACGACCGUGCGACUCUGGCGCCCGCAUUCCGAGUCAGUCGAUGUGCCCGAACGGAUCGGCAAGCACGCGGAUUAUGUUAAAGCGCUGGCGAGUCCAGGGAACCAUGCCAGCUGGGUGGCCUCAGGCGGUCUCGACCAAAAAGUCUACUUGUGGGAUCUGAACGGUGGUGGGGAAACAUUGAGCAUCAAUGCCGGCGGCGAAGACUCUACAGACAAGGGAUCUGUCUACGCACUGGGUGCUGUCUCGUCGGUACUUGCCAGUGGUGGGCCCGAGAAUGUCGUGCGAGUGUGGGAUCCCAGGUCUGGGAAGCCUGUGACCAAAUUCGUGGGCCAUACCGAUAACAUUCGUGACAUACUGAUCAACCAGACGGGUGAUACGAUUAUGACUGCCUCGUCUGACCAGACAAUCAAGAUCUGGUCGCUCACAGCGGGUCGGUGCAUGAACACCCUGACCAUGCACAAUGACAGUGUGUGGUCGCUCUACUCCGACCACCCUGAUCUAUCUGUUUUCUACUCCAGUGAUCGAUCUGGCUUAGUGGCCAAAACUGAUACACGCGGAUCGCCAGACCUCGAACAGGGCACUUCUGUGGCUGCACUACAAGAGCACGAGGGUGUGGUUAAGGUUGUGGCUGCCGGAGACUACAUUUGGACCGCUACGCCGAAAUCGAGUAUCAACCGCUGGCGAGAUGCGGAUACUACACUUGACAUCGAAGCUCCACCUGACCCAUCCCGCACGAUCGACUCUGCUGCAGCACCGGCUGCCCCGGCCAACGAGCAACCGAAAAAGAUCCCCUUCAAUGCAGUCUUGCAGUUGUCAGCAACAUCAAUUCUCGGUUCGCCCAAAGCUAGCACCCCGGAGCCUACCUUGGAGACCCUUGGCUUGACGAUUCCGGUCCAGUCGCUGCCUGAGGAAUCCAUCGAGGGCCAGCACGGCUUGAUCAAAUGUUUAAUGCUGAAUGAUCGGAGGCGCACACUUACUCAAGACUCAGCAGGGGAAGUCAUCCUCUGGGACUUGCUCAAGUGUCUUCCUGUCCAAACAUUUGGCAAGCGCCACAUAGAUGAUGUCGCAUCUGAAAUAAACACCAUCGAUAGCAUCGCGCACUGGUGUGCAAUUGAUGUCCGCACUGGCAGGUUAUCGGUUAUCCUGGAGCCUAACCGUUGUUUCGAUGCGGAAGUCUAUGCGGACGAAACCGACCUAUCGCCGUCUGACAUACCCGAGUUUAGAGACGAUCAAAGAAUUAAUCUCGGCAAAUGGAUCCUGCGUUGGCUAUUUGCUCCAGUCGUGGACGAGGAGGUCCGACGAGACAUUGAGUUCCGUCAAGCUGCCAUGGCAAAGGCAGAAGAGGUAGCCCGUGCCAACCAACUGAGUACCUCAGUGCCCAACGAUGACAUUCCACGAAGCGUUGGUAUUCCAAUCUCCAACCCCAAUGGAUCCUUGCGUCCGGGAUCGGACUUCCAGGGAAGCCCGAGCACUGGAUUCGGGAUCAACAUCGGCACACCAUCAUCAAACUAUCUGAGUACAUCCAUUCAAAGUAACUCUCCGUUCCCAAAUUUCGAGCCGGAUACGCCCGAUGCCUCUGGACCCGGAAACUCUCAUCUUGAUGGUGGGCCGUCUUCCUUCUCGGAUAGGAGCGACUAUUUCUCAAACCGGACUACGCCCACGCAGGCUCAACAGAACGAGAAUGAUAAAAAUCCCUUGUCCCCGCAUGAUACAAAUUCAACUUCAGCGGUCCCUCAGUCUCCGGCGGAGCCUGACAAGGAAGAACGCAAGAAGUCUCUAUUCAGCAAGAAGUUCAGAAUGGACUUCCCCAAGAAGCUUUCUCGGACUUCUACUGAUACUAAGCCCCAGAUCUUGGAAGAGAAGGCCGAAGAUACUGAGAUUUCUUCUAUCAAAGAAGAGAAGGUUUAUGAGCCGAACCUUUGUGGUGUAGUAGACCGGAUUCGUCAUGACUAUGAAGAAAUCCUGGCUUCUAAUGCAGAACGAGAUUUGGAGACUUCUAUUCUGCCCAGCGACGAGAGCGAAACCCCCCGGUUGGACAUCCCACCUCGGACUGCAGUAUUCAUCCAAGAGGAAACGGGGGACACAGCUGUUGCGUCUGAUCUCUACAGAGGUAGUGUGGGUCACAUUAGCGAAGACCUCGAGAGGUUGAAGAAGUCGAUCCCGCAUUGGCUCGGUGAGCUUUUGCUGAAGAACCAAAUUCCCUUCAAGGACCAAGUGAAGAUCGCCUUUGUGCUGAAGCCCUUUGAUGAUUCGUUGCCUCCCGUCGUCAAGCCCGAGCCGUAUGUACCUCCGAAGAUCGUACCCCCAACGAUCGUACCCCCAACGAUCGUACCCCCAUCAUCCCAAGGGACCAGUCAUGAGCGAUGGAAACUCUUCCCCAAUUGGCGUUGCAAAACCCAAGCUAACCCUCUGGCUACCAGUGCACCUCCCAACGGUGCCCCACCCGGAAACCAGGCCAACAACAAUAAUGGAUCUCGUCUGAAUGCCAACCGUAUGCUUCGAGCAAAGAAAGUGCUUGCUUACGUUGCGGAACGCAUCGAUCCCGCCGAUCCAAACGAACCCGAGGACUCCCUCAUGCCACCCGAGGAAUAUCUUGAGCUUUACUGCCAAAAGACGCUCUGUCCACCAAAUAUGACACUAGCAACGAUUCGGACGCACCUUUGGCGCACCUCAGGAGACAUGAUCCUCUACUACAAGACGAAUGGCAAGAAAGAAAUCCACCCACCCCCAUCCCUCCUCGGCAUCGAAGAUAGCACCGUUUCCCUGGGCGAGCCUCAUGCUCCAAACGGUGAUAACCAUGCUCCCCCUCCCCCUGGAAGCAUACAUUCGACGGCCAAUUCUGGAUCUGUUGCCGGAUCUUUUGCCACUUAG